AUGAGUAGCAAGCUUUGGGAGUUUUUCAUUCAAGAUGAUGUGGAGAGCUUCCACCGCUUUCUGGCGAACGCAACAUUCGCCGGACCGCGAGCUGGAGGAGCGCCCGGAGGCGCCGCAGCUGCUGGCGCAGCGGCAUCAAGUCUAUCGGCCAAGGUUGGAAGCCCCGGGUCGAUGAUCGCCUCGUCUCCCAAUCCCCCGAAAUCGAAGAAACCAUACGGACAAUCACCCGGGACUUCCUUUCCCGAGCGACCGGCUUUCCAGAAGGGUAAUCUUGCAUUAUCUCGCGCCGAUGUCAAUGCCCGAGAUCACUAUGGUAGAACGCUCCUUCAUCACGUUGCAUCGUCUCCAAAACCCACGGCCGCCAGCUUUGCGCGCACACUGCUGGAGAUUCCAUUCUUAGAUAUCUAUGCGCAGGACUGGGAGAGCGGCUGGACGGCUCUGCAUCGGGCCCUCUACGCGGGAAAUGCCACAAUCGCUCAGGCGCUUAUGGCGCGUGAUAUGCGUGACGUGACAGACUUCGGCAAAGUAGGAAACACCGGGCAUCCAAGUGGUAGCUUGAUCAAGAUUAAGGACCGUGAAGGCUACAGCCCAUUCGACAUCUAUGGUGCGACUAUCACAUCUCGAGAUAUCAAACAAAUAACUCCCACGGCGGGAUGGCCUGACUCAUUGGUCCCGGAUGUGGCAGACAGUGAUGCUGGUUCAAAUGCUGCGUCUCAUUAUGGAGACGAGGGCGAGGACGAUGCAUAUGUGACUCGGAGCGUCCUCAAGUCGCGAAAUGAUUUCUCCGCCGAUGAGGUCUUUACCUUGGGCAGCAAUAAGAACUUGAACCUCGGGCUUGGAGAUCAAGACGAUCGCCAGUUUCCUGAAAGGGUUACUCUGAAGCGUCCAGAUCAUCUGCUACAACGAUUCUACCGCGAAUAUGAGGAGAAAAUGGAGCGCCUUGGUCUUGAGGAUACUCUUGAUCACAGCAACUCAAAAGACCUGCCGACUUUGAUCAAGAACAGGCCGAUAAAAUAUCAAAACGUGGUCAUGUCAAAGCUACACACUGCCAUCCUCACAGAUGAUCCUGAGGCUAACUUAUUUAUGUGCGGGUUUGGACCCGGCGGCCGUUUGGGAACUGGCGAUGAAUCGACCCGAUUCACGUUCGUCUGCAUCGAGACUGGUGGCCUGGCUGGCAAGAAGGUCAUACUUGUCGCCCUGGGCCAAGAUCACAGCUUGGCCAUUACCGAUCACGGUGAGAUAUUCAGUUGGGGAAGCAAUAAGUUCGGGCAACUCGGUUACGGCCUGCCCAGGACAAGCAAUAAAAAUGAUGUCCCCAUCCAGAGUACCCCGCGUCAGAUCUUCAACCCAUUCAAGAAGGAAAUCAUUCUCGGAGCGGCGGCGUCCUCGAUACACUCAGUUGUCUUCACCGAUUCAGGUCUCUACACUUUCGGCAAGAAUGAAGGUCAACUGGGAUUAGUUGACUCCGAUGCACGUUCCCUUGAAGUGCAGACAACACCUCGACGAGUUGGUGCCUCUCUGUUCAAGAGUCCAAUCCAAAUGGUCUCAGCUAUUGACCGCGCUACUGCUGUGCUUCUUCACAAUCACGAAGUUUGGGUCUUUUCGCAGUAUGGCUAUUCUAAGCUCUCUCUGCCAUUAGAGUCUACCUCCAAGUUUAUCAGGGACAGUUUCAUGGCAACACGAUACGGUGGCUCGGUGAACCGAGUGGUUAAACUGGCAUGCGGUGGUAACACCAUUUGCGCCUUGUCAAGCUCUGGUGACGUUUUCACUGUCCAAGCGAACAAGCCUGAUGAGCCCUCAGCAUUGACAUCCACAACAAACCCGGCCAAAAUACGCAACUCUUUAGCUACUCCUAUACGGGCCUGGUCCGUCAAGAAAUCCCAUAUGGCUGCCAGUGACGUUGAUGUCGGACAAGAUGGAUCCAUCAUCAUCUGCACGACCUCAGGCUCGGCCUGGAGAAAAGAAAAACGGAGCAAAAACAAAGAAGGCACCUCCAAAGAAUUCAAAUUUGCCCGCAUCCCGGGUCUGUCUAGGGCCGUGGCCGUGCGCAGCAAUGCGUUCGGGGCGUAUGCUGUCGCUCAACGUGACUGUGAUGUAACCCGAGAGCAGAUUCACAUCGACCCAAGUACACUCUGGGAUGACUUACUGCCGCUUUCGCCUUUCAUGACACCCGAACCGGAUGAUGUGGAUAUGAUAGUCGCAGCGGAUGAUACCGAAGACCCUGUUGCGUUGUCUUCUGCGAUGGCCAUCAAACGUGACAUUUUAACCUCAUCUGAAAUGGAAGAUAAAUUUCUCUCCAUACGUUCGGAAGGCACUAUCUGGGUGACUAGCUCACUCUCGGAUGCACGAAUUCCAGCACACGAAUUUCUCUUGAGCGGUCGCAGCCCUGUUCUUCGCAAGGCGCUGCACGAUUUCCGGAAGUCAUAUUAUGCUUCCGUGCCUGAUGUCCUCGAUAUCGAAUAUGGCAAAGACGGGCAUAUUCAAAUUCGUUUGCUAGGUGUUGAUUUCCUGACUGUCAUGAAUGUCGUUUUCUUCCUUUACACGGACAGUAUCAUUGAUGUCUGGCACAAAGCGAGCACUUCUUCUCAGAAAGGCGCCCGUUACCGCCAAGUGCGAACGGAGGUUAUGCGAGUGGCCACUCAGCUCGGUCUGCCGACGCUGGAACGCGCAGCUCGCUUGAUGGUGGAGCCGCAGCCAAGCCUGAAGACUGACAUGGCACAUGCUAUCAAGCAUCCUUUCUUCUUUGAUGAUGCUGAUGUUGUGGUUCAACUUAAGGGCGAUUCUGUCAAGGUUCACAGCCAGGUGGUGUGCCAGCGCUGUCCUUUCUUCGAUGCCUUGUUCAAUGGGCGUUCGGCUGGCAGGUGGCUUGCGCACCGGCGAAAGUCUCCCUCGGAGAGAGUGCACAUUGAUCUCAAACAUAUUGAUCGAUCGACUUUCGAAUUCGUCUUGCGCUACUUGUACGCCGAUACGGAAGAGCAAAUGUUUGAUCAGGUACGGUCGAAAAAUCUCGACGACUUGAUUGACCUGCUUCUUGAUGUCAUGUACGUCGCCAAUGAGUUGAUGAUCGACAGACUCUCUCAGAUCUGCCAAAAGAUGCUUGGUCGUUUUGUCAACACACGCAACAUCUCGUAUCUUCUUAAUUCCAUCGCUCCUGUCUACGUCCGCGAGUUCAAGGACGCCUCCUUGGAAUACAUUUGUCUCAAUCUCGAAGACAUGCUUACAAACAGAUUGUUGGAAGGGCUCGAUGAGAACCUCCUCAGCGAACUUGACGCCGUCUGCCAUGAGAAUCAGCUAGCAUGCUUCCCUAUUUCUCGUGGACGUAAUUCAGAGGAGUACGUGUUCGAGAAGUACCCUGAGAUUGUCACUUCCUUGGAGAUGGACAAGCGACGUCGGAUCGAUGCAAUGGCUUUGCAGUCUCGUCUGAGUCAAGUUGAAUCCUACGAUGUGCGACCAAGACAGCCUAGUGUAGCGACCACGCCAGUGCGCAAGGGCAAGGGUAGCAUUUCCCGGGACUCUGGAAGCCUCCUUCCCAGUCCUACAUUAAAACCAAAACAAUCGACGGGUGACCUGAUGUUCCAAAUGGAUGAGGAAACCGCAUUUUCGCCUGGUGACAUCAAGGGCAAGGCUGUGAUGCGUGGAAUGAAAUUCGGAGGGACUCCGGAAAGUCGGUCUUAUCCCGAUUCUCCAGCAUUGGGAGCAAGCAUAGCGGAAGCUGAGUCCCUUGGAGAGCGUGGAUUUUUGGAUGAGCAGAUGUCUUCGCCACGAGAUAUGCAGCUUACCCAGUCUCCUACUCAAUCUCGCGAGAUUGCUAUGCAUCUGAAGCGUGGCAUGGCAUCGCCGCCAGAUUCCUCAGCACCGUGGGCCUCGCCGGUCAUUUCAAACAAUAAGAAGGACCUCAAAGACAUCAUGGGUGAAACCUCUCAGUCCCGGGUAUCAAACCUUACAUUAGGCAUGGAAGGACGACGUGAGAUCAGCGGUAACUUCAAAAUGUCCCAAAAAGAGCGGAGGAAGAUGCAACAGCAGCAAAUGCAAGACAAGCUUGCUGCCGAAGAGAAGGCGAAAGAGGCUGUAAAGAACCCUUGGGCGCUGCCACCUCCGGCUACACCUUCAAAGCUCGUGAAAGAUCCUCUCCCGGGACUAAGUAGACUCAGCUCACCUGAGCCAUCGAAAAAUGCACACAAGCUAUCGAUGACUAUGCGCCAAACCGUGGCAGGGACACCUCCGCCGAAGCCAAUGGCCACCCCGACACAGUCCCACGGCCGCAGUGUCUCUAUCAGCAUGCGACCAUCUUCCUUCUCGAAGCGUCCCUCCCCUGGGCCUCCAACACCAGCUCAACAAACUCUUCCAAAGGCGUCACCACAAACUGCCAUCCAGUCUGUUCGUCAUAUCCCACGUCCAGAGCCCUACCCAUCGGGUUUCCACUCCCCGUCCAGUGGCUCUCUUUCUCUCGCAACCAUCCUGCAGCAACAACAGAUCGAGAAAGACGUUAUUCGCGAGGCGGCCACGGCCAAGCAUAACCUACAAGAGAUUCAAGCCGAGCAAGAGUUCCAAGCAUGGUGGGAUCAAGAGAGCAGGCGCGUGCAGGGCCUUCUUGACCUGGAAUCCACGCAACAGCCCAACGGCAAGGUUGAACGAGGUGGCAAGUCUUCUGGUACUUCCGGGACGCCCCGUAAGCGCGGAGGCAAAAAGAAUGCCGCUGAUGGGGCUGGUUCUCAGGCCCAGAAAAUGUCCAUACCAUCUCCAGGUCCAACUCUAGCACCUUCCACACCCAAGAAGAGUGCGAAUCCCCCCAUCACAGCCGCGAUAUACGCACAAUCAGACUCCCAAUGGCGGUGCCAACAAGGGCCCUCGUCGUGGAAAUGA
Penicillium maclennaniae is the source of this 4863-nucleotide messenger RNA. RefSeq names its product BTB domain and ankyrin repeat protein. The coding region runs from base 1 to 4863 and encodes 1620 amino acids. Gene Ontology annotation, molecular function: protein binding. The transcript has a single exon. NCBI's taxonomy places the organism in Eukaryota, Fungi, Ascomycota, Eurotiomycetes, Eurotiales, Aspergillaceae. The record is from RefSeq and is a predicted model, not a curated record.